AUGGUGGGAGGAAAGUUGACGGCUGCCUUCCUCGUCACCGCGCUGUCCCAGGCCGAAGCGAAUUUGCCGACCUACCGCUUAGGGAGCGAGGCGGAAAACAAAGCAGGCGCGUAUGAAGGAGGUCGAGGAGCCGCCAAGGGGUAUAGGUGCAAGGGAAAGGAGCGUAAGCCGACAGACGGGGCGUGUAUCCGUUCUGAUGGCCGUCCUGGAUCGACUUUUCGUGAAGUUGUUGAUAGAUACGAGUGGGACAGUAGUGAAGGCAAAAGGGCCACUGGGACGGACUGGAGGGUGGCUGCGGUCCGCCGUAGCACGGUAUCGAUUGGCGUGGAUUGGCGUCUCUUCGGGAUCUUUGCUUUGGCUCUUGACCAGUUUACCUCUUUACCCUCUUUGGCUCUUGGGCUCUUGGGCUCUCUGGAUCUCUGGCCCAGGGUUGGAACACUCCCUCUGCCGGCCACGCCACACCCCCAUCUAUCAGCAGCCGCGCGCGGUGAUUGGCUGCCGCUGCAAAGCCCCAAGAACGUCCGAAAGAGGGGCCCCAUCCGCCCAAUCACAGGUAUCCAAGAACAUCCCUCUCUCGAGGUACUGUACAUACGGAGUAAACGUCUGCGACUGCUGGGGACGGAGUACGGCAUGCUUUUGUCAUCUUUGAGCUGCUUAAAGGCAGCUGACCCCGUGCCUGGGAAUGGAGAGAGAGGGACAUAUAAAAUGCCUCUCCAUGCUUCCACCUCUGGACGCAAUGUGUUUGCCCGCGCCUUUUGAGACUGGAUGAAUCCUGCCGUCUCGGAUCCCCUACUCGGCGCCCACUACAGAGUCCCCGACACGAUAAGCUUUACCUGAGUUGCACGCCCACGAGUCGUCCGUCCCCAUAUGAAAUACAACCCUGAAACCACGGUAGUUGACCAGCGCUGUUCCAUGGCGGAAAUCCCAAAGGGCCAGGACCGCCCCCUUUCGAUCGACCCCAGGUUUCUCUCCUCCUGGGCCCUGCAUCCCUCGUGCGACCACUGCUGGCACUGCACUUUGGAUGAACAUGAACUCAUGAACCUGAGAGUCAUGAACUCUUGACCGUCGCCUCGCGAGAAAAGGACGGCACAAAAGCUGAAACGUUUCAGAUACGCGAAGGCUAACAUGGCGGC
Amorphotheca resinae ATCC 22711 is the source of this 1133-nucleotide messenger RNA. RefSeq lists its product as hypothetical. The record is from RefSeq and is a predicted model, not a curated record. The transcript has 3 exons. NCBI's taxonomy places the organism in Eukaryota, Fungi, Ascomycota, Leotiomycetes, Helotiales, Amorphothecaceae. Bases 1 to 759 code for a protein of 252 amino acids.